AUGAGACUCCUUCAGCUUUCAUUUCUGGCUGCUGGAUGCCUGGUUCUGUGUCUCUGUAACAAGUGGGGUAUCCGCCUGCCAAAGGAUCUCAACGCUUGGAAAGGUACCUGUGUCCAGAUCCCCUGCAAGAUCGAUAACAAUAUUGGAAGACUUCACCACUUUGUCUUAUACCACAAUCCUCAGUAUAUCAACAACAGGUUCCAGGGGACCGUCCUUUUUGACAUAAACAAUUCUAGUAAGACUGAAAGGACAAAGCUUCUGGAUUCCCGAAGAGAAAAGAACUGUAGCAUGCUCAUCCGCGAGGUGCAAGUCUCUGAUGACGGAGUGCUAGGCCUGAGGAUUGUUGAUGAGACAGAUGAUAAGUGGAUGGAAGAAAUGAAACUCAGGGUCAACGGAUCUGCACCUUCACCCCAAAUUCAGCUCCCGCAGCCACUCAAAGAGUCCCAAGAGGUAACAGUGACCUGCUCCCUGAAGUAUUACUGUUCUGAGUACCCUGUGAGCUUGCUGUGGUCCCUGGAGGGUCAGAGGCCCCUGCCAGAUCAGGUCCAGGAUUCAUUCUCCCUUGAAGUCCAGAAAAUCUCGACAGAGAGCAAGUUAACCCUUAGUCUCAACUGGACUCACCAUGGCAAGAAGCUGGCCUGCCAACUCUGGCACUUCCCCGAGGGAAGGCUCUCUGAGGAAAUCGUACAGCUGGAUGUGAAACAUGCCCCAAAGGUGACUCUUGUGGCUACUUCUUCGCUAGAAGUAAAGGAGGGAGACUCAGUGACUCUGAGGUGUCUGCUCCAGAGCAGCAACCCCGAGAUCCAAGACAACUUCUUCUGGUUCAGGAAUAAAGAGAUAGAGCUGAAGAUGGGAGAAAUUCUGAAUCUGUCCAGAGUGACUUGGCAACAGGCUGGAAGUUAUCAUUGUGGGGCAGACAAUGAAAUAGGCCGGGGGACAUCUGAACCAGUGACCCUGCAAGUCCUAUAUGCCCCUAAAGAUUCCAAGGUUGAUCCUGCUCAAGUCGUAAAGUCAGAGAACGAGACUGUGGAGAUGACUUGCCAAUCCUCUGCCAACCCUCUUCCAACCAAUUACAGCUGGUUUAAAGAUGGGAAGUUAAUGCCAGGAGAGACCAAACAGCAGCUCAGGUUCCAAGAGGUCAAGAGGCAGCAAAGUGGCCAGUAUGCCUGCCUGGCUGAGAAUAGCGAGGGCCAGGGCGAAGUCUCUAAGGCAGCCACACUGGAUGUGCAGUAUCCCCCCACCGGGGUGACCGUGACUAUUAAGAAUCUGACACCAAUCCGAGAAGGUGACACUGUGAACCUGACCUGUUCCUACAAUCAAAGUAAUCCCAGCGUCAGCAAAUAUUUAUGGAGAACACAAUUUUCCCAAUAUAACAGAAUUCGUUCGAAAUUUCUUACCAUCAACAGCAUCCCCUGGAAUGCUAAGUCAGUCAUUUGCACGGCCUGCCAUGUUCAAUGUUCCAGCUCACCCCCUGUCCACCUGGACAUACAAUAUGCCCCAAAAGAUGUUAAAAUCAUUCUCAUAACUCCCCAAUCUGACAUCCAGUCUGGAGACCAAGUCCAUCUUCAAUGUGACUUUAGCUCUAGUCAACCCAGAAAUGUUGGUUAUUCCUGGACUCGAAAUGGGAAGCACUUCUAUGAGGGGAAGUCCCUGAAUUGGAGUUCCAUCUCCCCAGAAGACUCUGGACUAUACAGAUGUUUCAUUUACAACUCUGUUGGAAAAACUCAAUCUCAGGAAUGGGAUCUGAAAAUCCAGUAUGCUCCCAGACACCUUCAAGUAUCCAUCACCCCGAGUGACAUGGUGAUGGAGAAGACAAGUGUAGUCCUAACUUGUGAGGCUGAUGCUAAUCCAGCCAUUGAACUUUACACCUGGUUUGACUGGAAAGGCCAAAAGAUGGAUAACUUUGGUCCGAAGCUGACCUUGUGGCCUGUGAUGACCCACCAAUCCGGGGCCUAUUGGUGCCGAGGGACCAACAAGCUGGGCACAGGGGAGUCACAUCCUACCAUUCUCACUGUCUAUUACAGCCCAGAGACCAUUGGCAGGCGAACUGCCUUGGGGUUUGGGGUGUGCCUGGCCUUACUUGUCCUGGCCUUUACGGGGUUCCAGUUUGUCCGAUGCUGGAAGAAGAUAAGAGGACAGCAAGAUCUUCAGGCACAGCCCAGCAGGCAGGGCUCUUUCUUUAUCAGGAAUAAGAAGAUAAGGAGGCCCUACUCCACAACAGCCCCCCAAUCCUUGGGCUAUUACAAUCCUGCAGUUGAGGAGAGGAUUGAGUAUUCUACCUUACAGUUUCCACCUCAGGCUCAGUAUAUGGAGACCUCAAGAAUCAAUCUCCAAACAGAGGAUGAAAGUGUUACCUAUUCUGUGGUGCAGAAAUCCCACAGGAGUGACUAUGAAAAUGUGGCCCCAGUAGAGGUCUCUCCUCCAGAAGAAGAAGGCCUGCACUACUCUGAACUGAUUCAUUUUGGAGAGAGGGAGAGGCCCCCUGCCCAGGAAGGAGUGGAAUAUGUGACUCUGAAACACUGACCAUGGAGGCCAAGAAGCCUCAGGCCUAGAAGGCUGGAUGAGAAACAGUGCCUAGAGCCUGCAUCUGCCAGCUAGUUGUCUGCUGCCCAUCCAGGACUUAGGAGAAGACCUCCUGGCACUGUCAAUGGGGUCCCUUCCUUCCUUGCUCUGACAGCCCUCAAAGCCUGUGGCUAGUCCCUUUUCCUCCUACCUACCCAAUGUCCCACCUCACACAGAGCACAUGUUCUAACCCUCCAUUCUCCCCAUGUCUUUCUUUCCCAUGUGUAGUCUCAAGCCCUCCCUGCCCCAUUCCCUUUUCUCACCCUUGGUCCUUUCUUCCUCUCCUUAGCUGAAUCCCUAAUUCUCCCUCAGCUUCAAUGCUCCUAUAAAGGACCCAUGUUGAGGGUAGCCACUAUAGAAGAAGAAGGUGCUUGGGAAGGAGAUGAAAGAGCUGAGUUCUAUCAGCCCUCUCUCUAAAGCCUUAACUCAGCAUUUUAAUUCUAAACCAAGCACUGCACAGAGAUAAUCGCCCAGCCUUCACCCCUGCUGGUGGAGGAGUUUGGGAGACUUAGAGAAAUAA
This is a messenger RNA of Gracilinanus agilis (Agile Gracile Mouse Opossum), 3082 nucleotides long. It is a transcript of the gene CD22, whose product is annotated as CD22 molecule. Bases 1 to 2523 code for a protein of 840 amino acids. The record is from RefSeq and is a predicted model, not a curated record. Lineage: Eukaryota; Metazoa; Chordata; Mammalia; Didelphimorphia; Didelphidae. The transcript is spliced from 13 exons.